Molecule: messenger RNA, 3771 nt
Organism: Trypanosoma conorhini
Lineage: Eukaryota; Euglenozoa; Kinetoplastea; Trypanosomatida; Trypanosomatidae
Product: WD repeat domain 35
Exons: 1
Coding region: 1-3771 (1256 amino acids)
Biological process (GO): intraciliary retrograde transport; protein localization to cilium; non-motile cilium assembly
Cellular component (GO): intraciliary transport particle A; non-motile cilium
Molecular function (GO): protein binding
Source: RefSeq, a predicted model, not a curated record
AUGUAUGUGUACUUCAGCAAACGUGUUGCGGUGCCGGCAAGCACCGUUGUGACUUCUAUCGCGUGGAAUGAGGAGCAGGGCUGGCUGGCGUGCGGCGGCAAGGGCGGGCUGCUGAAGGUGCUGAAGAUUGACAACAGCGCGGGGGCUAAGGGGGCUCUUUCGAUGAAUCAAACGCUCGAGGGGCACUCGGCGGACGUGCGGAUUGUGGCGUGGAACCACCGGUACCGCAAGCUCACCUCCAGCGAUGAGGGCGGGCAGAUCAUCGUGUGGACGCUGCACAAGGGCAUGUGGAUGGAGGAGAUGAUCAACAACCGCAGAAAAAGCACCGUGUCGGACAUUUCCUGGAAUACGGAAGGCACGAAGGUCUGCAUCAUCUACGCGGACGGCGCCGUCAUCGUCGGCGGCGCGGACGGCGCCCGGAUUUGGGGACGCGAGAUCAAACAUGAACUCGUGAAGGUCGCGUGGAGCCCAGACGACCGCUACAUCCUCUUUGGCACCAAAACCGGAGAGAUCCUUGUGAACGACAGCGACGGUGGCCACGCGGUGUGCCGACUGCGGGUUUCCUGCGUCGAGGGUGAAGCGGCGCUCACCGGCUUGUCCUGGCACCCCGCGUGGGCGGAGAGCCCGGAGCCGCUCGCCACGCUUGCCGUCUGCUACGCGAACGGCAAGAUGCAGCUGAUGCACGACGUCAGCGACAACCGCCCCUACAUCAUCGACAACGGCAUCCCUGUCAGCAGCAUCGCCUGGAACCCGCAGGGGACGAUCUUCGUCGUCUGCGGCGUGACCUCGACGGCGGCCAUGUUGGGUGAGGCGGCGGCGACCUCCUCGCCGUCCGCGCAUACGCCCUCGAUGGUGGUGGCGCAAUUCUUCAACACGGACGGGAUUCACCUGCGCACGCUGCGCGUUUCUGGGCAGCACUGCGGCGGGGUCACGUGGGAGGGCGACGGCCUUCGCGUCUGUGUUGCGAUUGACGCCGCGCUGUACUUUGCGAACGUGCGACCCGCGUACAACUACACAUACUUCGCCAAGACCGUGGUGUUCGCCUUCCACCGGCCCGACCGUGUAGAGCAGGGGGUCAUGUUUUGGAACACGCGCAGCAACGAGCGCGUCAUCCGCUACUUCCGUGGGCUCUUUUACAUUGACUCCUGCAAGGACGCCUGCGUGAUCGUCAACUCCUCUGGCGACGGGCGCCACCGCGUCGUACAACUCCUGAACGCCAUCGGCAGCCCUUUGGAGACCCGCAUGCUUGAAAUGGAACCGCUUGUCUGCGGCAUGAACUCUGCGCACAUAGUGCUUGCCGACGAGGAGAACAUUUACGUCUGGCAGUUCCGCGACCCAGGCGUCGCUCUGGACUUGCUUGACCCCAUCUCUGUUCAGGCGAGCCGCCACGACACGCGCGAGCGUGUGGUACAUGUGGAUGACAUUGUUCGCCCUGACACCCCGCCCUCGCUGAUUGGCCACACGGCCGUCACGAAUGAUCUUGUCUGCUCGCUCUGCCUCAGCGAGGACUUGCUUUUCGUCGCCCGUGAGUCGGGGCUGCUGCAGCUGUACAGCUUUGCCCCACUGCAGCUUGUGGGCAAAAUGACUUUGCCCUUCCGCGUGCAGUCCAUGGCGGCCAACUCGAAUUCCACCCGACUCUCAGUGUGUGAUGUGAGUGGCACCAUGACGCUUCUCCACAUAGAUCCCGCGAAGCUCUCGCUGGUGCCUAAAAAAAUCUCCCCGCAGCCAAACUUUGAGCGCAAGGAUGUGUGGAACAUGCGCUGGUCGAAGGACGACCCGGAGCUUCUUGUUGUGAUGGAGAAGUCCCGCAUGUACAUAUUUCGCGGCACGGAGGCGGAGGAGCCCGUCCAGUCCUGCGCCUACGUCUGCAAGUUCAAGUCCUUCAAGGUGCGUGUGCUGCAGCUGGACGAGAUCAUGCAAGACCCGGAGAGGCCCCGCAAGGAGCACGUCGUCGACUUUGAGACGCGCGAGUUGCGGGAGGCGCGGGAGGCGCUGGAAACGAUGUCGAUAAAGGAGGCCUACAUGUACGUGGAGGGCCACCCACACCCGAAGCUGUGGGCACUGCUCGCCGAACACGCCUUGGCACAGCUGGACUUUGACCACGCGGAGAUGGCGGUCGUCCGGUGCGGGGACUACCCGGCCAUCCAGUUCGUGAAGCGCGUGAAAAAGCUCGAUGACCCGCAGAAGCAGCGGGCGGAGAUCCACACCUACUACGGCCGCUUCGACGAGGCGGAGAGAAUCUACAAGGAGAUUGACCGCAAGGACCUCGUGCUUGACCUCCGCUACCGCCUGGGGGACUGGUUCCGUGUUGUGCAGCUUGUCCAGGAGGGCGGCGGGGAUGAGUCGCACAUGCGGCAGGCGUGGGAAAACAUUGGCGACUACUACGCCGACCGACAGAAGUGGACGAAGGCCUCUCAGUACUACACACAGUGUCGACAGCUGCACAAACUCGCCCACAUUCUCUUCCUGCUGGAGGACUACGACCUCCUCGCCCAACUUAUCCCAAGCGCGGAGCACGACAAGGGGCUGCUUCUCAAGAUUGGCGAGAUGCUGCUUGCCGUCGGCCUCGGGGAGGAGGCAUCGCGUGCCUUCCUCGCCGCAGGCGAGGCGCGGUUGGCGGUUGCCGGGUGUGUGCAGCUGCACCAGUGGGAUAGCGCCGUGGCGAUUGCGGAGGCGCACAAGCUCAAGGAUAUUUUGCCGCAGCUUGCGCGUCACACGAAGAGCCUUGUUGAGAGUGAGCGGCUUCCAGAGGCGAUUGAGUUGUACCGCAAGGCGGGCCGCCACGACGAGGCAGCGCGACUGCUGGCGCGCCUCGGGCAACGGGCCGCCGCCACAGACCCGCUACGGGCCAAAAAGUUUUAUGUGCUCUCUGCACUAGAGAUAGAGAAGCACCGCAGGAAGAAAGUGACGCUGAGCAGCGACGGCACGGCUGCCGUGGAUGCGCUGCUGAGUGAGGAGCGAGCAGCGACGUCAGAGCGGGUGUUGGACGCGGCGUGGCGCGGCGCCGAGGCGUUUCACUUCUUCCUGCUCUGCCAGCAGCACAUCCUGCACCGCAACCUGCCCUACGCCCUGAAUGUGGCAAUGCGGCUGAUGGAGUACGACGACCUCAUCAGUCCGGUGGACAGCUACAGCCUCAUUGCUCUCACGGCGUACCUGGCAAAGAACUUCAGCAUAUGUAGUAAAGCGUUUACGCGCCUGGAGGCGGCGGAGCAGAUGGAUGCGCAGAAGCAAAAUGAGCAGGAUGGGGGUGGCCCCGCGCUGGCCGGCCAGCUGCAGCUGAUUGACAUGACGAUGGACCUGGAUGUCUCCAGCAAGAGCUUCGCAGCCCAGCGGAGCAGCGCCAACGUCGCCGGACAGGCGGCCGCAGCCUCCACAGGGAUGAGUGGCACGACGACGUCGAUGCAGCUGACCAACCCCGCGAAGGGAGUGGUGCUCGCGACGCAGUUUACCUAUCCGACUGUGAGUCUGAAGGAGCCACGCCGUCGCUUUGCCGACCUGGCGGUGAAAAUAUUUACGAAGUAUAAGCCGGAGGACAACUCGGCGGAUCGUGUGAAGUGCCCCAAGUGUGACGCCUUCAACAAGGAGUGGGCCUCCACGUGUGCACGCUGCCAGCAUCCGUUUGGGAUUUGCAUCUUCACCGGCCGCUGCAUCACAACAGAGGACUUCUGGCAGUGUGGGGUGUGCCGCCACCGCAUCAUUGACGUGGAGGGUGACCGGUUCCGCAACUGCCCUCUGUGCCACACAUCGAUGAAGCGUCGGGCCCGUGACUAG